AUUCUCCACACCACCCUAGAGAGAGAAAUUGAGAGAGGAGAAGAGUUAGAGGAGAGGGAGAGAGCCCAUCAAGUAUGGAGCACUCCACCUCCAAGGCCACAGCUCUUCUCCUCACCUUCAUGCUCUUCCUCUCUUCUAUCACUCCCAUCGUGUCCUGCGGCUACUGCCCGCCGAACCCUAACCCUAACCCUAAGCCCCCCAAGUCGAAGCCCCCGAAGGGGGGCCCGGUCAUCGUGAAGCCGCCGAAGGGGCCGAAGACGCCCCGCCCCCCCAAGACCAGGACGCCUAAGGGCCCCAUUACCGUCCCGCCGAUCGUCGGUCCUCCGAGGGUUCCGCAGCUUCCCCCCAGGCCACCCAUUGUUCUCCCUCCGAUCGUCGGUCCCCCCGUCCCUCCGGUUAUCGGCCCCCCGGUCCCUCCGGUUGUCGGACCCCCGACGACUCCCUCGCCAGGGUCUGGAGCCACCCCCUGCCCCCCUCCGCCUGUAACGCCGGUGACCCCUGCGCCACCGGCGUCGUGCCCCGUGGACACUCUCAAACUAGGAGCAUGCGUGGAUCUGCUGGGGGGGCUGGUGCACAUCGGGAUCGGGGACCCGGUGGUGAACAAGUGCUGCCCGCUGCUGGAGGGGCUGGUGGAGAUUGAGGCGGCCGUCUGCCUCUGCACCACCAUCAAGAUCAAGCUGCUCAACAUCAACAUCUACCUCCCCCUCGCCCUCCAGCUCCUCCUCACCUGCGGCAAGACCCCACCUCCGGGCUACACUUGCACCAUUUGAAUCACUUAGACUUGCAUGCACACACGCAUGAGUUUUAGGUUCUUUGGAUGAACGCACCGGUGGUGAUUUUAAGGAGGGAGAAAAAUGGUGUGGGGUUUAGUUGAUGUGUGACAUGAGAGGAUGUCCAAGUUGCUAAAGCGUUCUUGUUUGUCCCCAAAGAAUAAAAAAAAAAAGCCUUUUGAUUUUAUUGCAAUUUUGUUUUGGUGCAGUGCAAUUGUCCAAUAUGUUCAUGUAAUCAUGUAUUUUCGUGUUUUUCAAAUUGGUGAGCAACUGUAGUUGUGUCCUCGUUUAAUGGAUUAUUUGUUUGCUUCUA
Messenger RNA from Ananas comosus (pineapple), 1083 nucleotides. Its product is annotated as 36.4 kDa proline-rich protein-like. NCBI's taxonomy places the organism in Eukaryota, Viridiplantae, Streptophyta, Magnoliopsida, Poales, Bromeliaceae. The record is from RefSeq and is a predicted model, not a curated record. The transcript is spliced from 3 exons. The coding region runs from base 75 to 770 and encodes 231 amino acids.